Molecule: messenger RNA, 1416 nt
Organism: Musa acuminata AAA Group (dessert banana)
Lineage: Eukaryota; Viridiplantae; Streptophyta; Magnoliopsida; Zingiberales; Musaceae
Product: lipoyl synthase 1, chloroplastic-like
Exons: 7
Coding region: 47-1210 (387 amino acids)
Biological process (GO): lipoate biosynthetic process
Cellular component (GO): chloroplast; mitochondrion
Molecular function (GO): lipoate synthase activity; 4 iron, 4 sulfur cluster binding
Source: RefSeq, a predicted model, not a curated record
GAGCUUUCUUUCUUGUUCGAUCAAUUUCGGAGCUCAAUCGGCGAAAAUGUUUCAGAAAUCGCUCGCCAGCCCUUUCGCCCCGCCGAUUCCGAUCGGUUCCCUCAAGCCUUGGUCGAAGAGCUCCCGGAAUUUGAACGUCGUUGUUCGAUCUGAAGCGGUGGAUGCUUCGAACAGGGCGGAUCCGAAACCUAAUCCGGCGCCGUCGAAGCUGUUCGAAUCGUCGUCGUCGGCGGCGGCAGGGCCGUACCCGGGCGGAAUGGGGCUGCACACCGGCCGGGAUCCGACGGUGAGGAAGCCCGAGUGGCUGCGGCAGAGGGCGCCGCAUGGGGAGAAGUACGCGAGGCUGCAGGAGUCGCUUGCGGAGUUGAAGCUGAACACCGUCUGCGUGGAGGCGCAGUGCCCCAACAUUGGAGAGUGUUGGAAUGGAGGGGGAGGAGCAGGUGGCGAAGGGGAUGGUAUUGCGACUGCGACGAUUAUGCUUCUAGGGGAUACCUGCACCCGUGGCUGUAGAUUUUGUGCAGUGAAAACCAGCAGAAACCCGGCACCACCGGAUCCUAUGGAGCCGCAGAACACAGCUAAGGCAAUUGCAAAUUGGGGGGUGGACUAUGUUGUGCUUACAAGUGUAGAUCGUGAUGACCUACCUGAUGGCGGAAGUGGCCAUUUUGCUCAGACAGUCAAAGCUUUGAAGAAGCUUAAACCCGAUAUUUUGGUCGAAUGUCUAACUUCUGAUUUUCGAGGAGAUCUUGAGGCUGUCUCACUGUUGGCAGAUUCUGGCCUAGACGUAUUUGCCCACAACAUUGAGACCGUGAGGCGGUUGCAAAGAAUUGUUAGAGAUCCUCGGGCAGGGUACGAUCAGAGUUUAAAUGUCCUGAAGCAUGCAAAGCUAUGCAAGGAUGGGAUGGUUACAAAGUCUUCUAUCAUGCUAGGGCUUGGAGAGUCAGAUGAGGAGGUAAAGGAAGCAAUGGCUGAUUUAAGGGCCAUUGGUGUUGAUAUUCUUACAUUGGGGCAGUACUUGCAGCCGACACCACUACACCUAACGGUCAAAGAGUAUGUGACGCCUGAGAAGUUUGCCUUCUGGAAAGAAUAUGGAGAAUCUGCUGGUUUCCGCUAUGUUGCUAGUGGACCACUGGUUCGGUCUUCCUACAGAGCAGGGGAGCUAUACGUUCAGAAAUUGCUGAGAGGAGAUUCUACAUUGGCCAGUAGAACUUAGUCAACACAAAUGAUCGAGAGAUUUUGAGCUAUUCAGCCUCUUAUCUUUGAAUGAUUAAUGUAAAAUUUUGUUCUUGUUUGUAGACUUAAUAGUUGAUGCUGGGCAAGUAUAGUUGUUAGUUCUAAUUGUGUCUGUGUGGUUUCAAUUUUUUGACUGUGAUGACAAUUUAUUUCAAAAGUAAAAUAACUACAGUUAUUUCAUACUAA